AUGUCGUUGGAGCGUGGCAACGGGGGACACACACCUCCAAAGAGGCAGCCGCCUGCCACUGUUGACUUUACGCCGCCGAAGCCACCCAAAAGACGCCGGCUACAGGUGACUUGGGGACAGUUCGUGGCCAGUCUGACAGCCGACUACGAGUCUUUCCUACGAGACCAAGCUCGAGCCCCUGAGCCUUGGCCCCUCCUUCAAGAGCAGUGGGAUGCAAUGAUGCGGCAAGUCCUCCGAACCAACCGAGACCCUGCCACGCUGGGCCCUGCGCCUCACUUCAUGCAGCAGGGUGUGGACGAAGUACUCGUCGAGCAGGACAGGAACACUGAUGAUUCAGAUGCUGAAACUCUGAUCAUGGGACAACAGUAG
Symbiodinium natans is the source of this 369-nucleotide messenger RNA. The record is from the annotation of a GenBank genome assembly. NCBI's taxonomy places the organism in Eukaryota, Dinophyceae, Suessiales, Symbiodiniaceae.